CACAAGUGAGGCUGUCAUUUGAUUCUCCAUCACCAGAAGAUCUAUCAUCUUACAGGAAUCAGAAUAAUGCUGAAACUCUGGACUCUCCUUUUUGCCUCUGCGCUGAUCAUCUGUCAGAUGUAUGUCUCGCAGGCAGCUCCUUCCAGUAGUAAGAUGGAGUCAGAUGGAGUCACACUAUCCAAUGAUGACGCCCAGAGGUUACUCAGAGCUAUUAAGGAGUUCAUGCAGAUAACUUCAGAUGAGCAAGACCAACAAACAGCUGAUGGAAACAGCUUGGAUAGACCCAUGUCUAAGCGCUGCACCGGCUUAAGCACGUGUGUGCUGGGCAAACUCUCCCAGGACAUUCACAAACUACAAACCUAUCCCCGCACCGACGUGGGAGCAGGGACGCCCGGCAAGAAGCGAAGUCUAUCUGAGCAAUUUGAAAGCUACAUCAACUCAUACAACUGAAACUCUCCCUUUCUAGCCCAUCCCGUCUGUCUGAGUUAACUUUUGCUUGUUCGCCCGGCUCUCUCCACUCACAAGACUGCUGAUGCAUGUGGAUCCUAUCUUCCUGACUAACUUCACAGAAACGUCCUUGCUUUAAUUUCCCCCCUGGCAGACUUUAGAUAUUAAUAGAGACUUGAAAACUUAGU
Messenger RNA from Epinephelus fuscoguttatus (brown-marbled grouper), 635 nucleotides. RefSeq names its product calcitonin/calcitonin-related polypeptide, alpha (gene calca). NCBI's taxonomy places the organism in Eukaryota, Metazoa, Chordata, Actinopteri, Perciformes, Serranidae. The record is from RefSeq and is a predicted model, not a curated record. The transcript has 4 exons. Gene Ontology annotation, cellular component: extracellular region. Gene Ontology annotation, molecular function: calcitonin receptor binding; hormone activity. The coding region runs from base 67 to 450 and encodes 127 amino acids.